UGAUCAUCAAAUUAGCGAUCCACGAUUGAUAUUAUACUAAUAAAAUUGUUAUUCACAUACUACCAUUUUAAUAAUAGUUAUAGUACAUUUACUAAAUUCUUUUUUUACAAAAAAUAAAUUGCAUGUAUUUGGAAGGAAUGGCUUGGGGGGCUAGUCUCAUUGGAGUAUGGAUGGUCAACCAAAUGAGCUGGGCAUGGGCCAUGUCCAAGACGCAGUGUAUUCCUUUGAAGGGGGCUUUGUGUAGAGAGUAGAGACUCUCAUGCGGCCAUAGGCUGAUUAUUCAUGAUGCCUACAUGGUGGGAUUGUUUUGGCUAGAGGAGAGCGCCUCGAAGGGCUUUUUGAUCCAUCGAUGGUGGAAAUAAUAGCGUUUAUGGAAGCAGUUCAUUGGUGUGUUGCUAGAGGACUAAAUUCGGUGGUACUCCAAGGGGAUGCUAAAGGCAUUAUUGACAAAAUCAACGCCUAAUGUGUGAACGAUGCGAAAGGGGGUGCACUUUUUUGUGAGAUCUAGGCUUUGCGCCAGGAGUACCGAGGAGUGUUAGCACAGUUCAUUGGUAGACAAAACAAUAUGGUUGAUUUUUGUGAUUGGCUCCAUUCAAAGAUGUAAACAUUUGAUUUAUGCUUUCUCGAUAAUGCAAACAUCUUUGGUUUAAAAAAAACUGCUAACCUCAACCAUUUCCUUUAUUAAUUAAUGUUUCUAAUUCUUUUUCGAUUAGGUUAAUUUUUCUAAUUCUAAGUACAUUCCAUGUUCACCAAUAAAAAGUUGGAAAAAAGAAAAAGGAAAAUUGUCAAGAAAAGAAAAAUUCAACGAAAAGAAAAAGAAAUUGCUAAGAAAAACAGCAAAACCAAGAGGGGCGAUUACGUCUUUCUUCCCCCAUAUUUCCGCUUAUUUAAUUGUGCAAUUUGCUUUUCGUUUUCUUUGCACCGCAUUCGUGGUAUCAAUUAUCAUCAUCGUCUACGUCUUUCUUUCUUUCUUUCUUUAGAAAUGUGUGGUAUUGUUUUCUGACCUUUCGCAAUCUGGAUCUAGGGUUUACCCCUCCGCUUCUCUUCUCCCCGGCCCCUCGUCGACACUUUCCUCCACCACCAGCUUAAAGCCUUAACAUCACAGCUUGAACAGAGACACAUACAAACAACAAAUUACAGAUCGCAAACCCUAGCUCCACCGCUUCCCCUACCCCCGCCGUCGCCGACGACCUUUUUUCCCCGUAUUACGAGACCUGAACCUUGGUAAUAUCCAAAGCAAUCGAAGAAGAUCGAUUCCGAUCGUUGGCGGUGCGAUUCGGAGUUAAACCAACGUGGGUUCUUCGUCAUCGAAUCAUAUUACUAUCAUCUUAAUUCUUAAACACGAUUUGAGCCUUAAAAAGGAAAAUUCCCCCCCUUCCAUCUUUUCCUUUUCUCUUGUUUUCUUUCUCUCUGCUGAGAAACUUGUCGAUCGAUUCGAUGUGGACGAAGGCCAGGACGAUGACGAGACUUGGGUUUCCGAUUGACUGACUGUGGGAUUUGACGCUUGAAAAUGGAAACAAGUCUCCACUGAAAACCUAGGCUUUAAAAGAAAGGAAAUCGAAACCCCCUUGACCGAUUUUGUCGGUGAAGAGAUGAUGGCGAAAUCGGCGGUGGUGUAUAGAGGGGAGGAGUUGAUGGGGGAGGUAGAGAUUUACGCGCAGCAAAAGGAAGGAGAAGUGGUGGUGGACGGAGAGAACAAGAGCUUCAACUUGAGGAACAAGAACAGGGUAAUUGACGAGAUACUGGUUUCCGGCAGGGAAAUCAGAAUAACCCUCUUCUCCCCGGCGAGUGAGAGGUGCCCGCCGCUGGCGGUGUUGCAUACCAUUACCUCGACUGGGAUACUAUUCAAAAUGCAGCCCAGGAAUCCGCCGCUGCUUCAGCAGCAGCAGCAGCUCACGCCGCUGCAUUUCCUGCACUCCACACUUAUCCAAGAGAGCAAGACUGCAGUGAUGCGGGUAGGAGGGGAUGAGCUCCAUUUGGUCGCAAUGCAUUCCCGAACUAGCGAAAAGCCAUGUUUCUGGGGAUUCCUCAUUGCAGCAGGGCUGUAUGACUCAUCCCUUGUCAUGCUGAACUUGAGAUGCCUUGGCAUUGUAUUUGAUCUUGAUGAAACUCUAAUCGUUGCAAACACGAUGAGAUCUUUUGAAGAUAGAAUCGAUGCUCUGCAGAGGAAAAUAAGCACCGAGGUAGACCCACAGCGGGUUUCAGGUAUGCUGGCUGAAGUGAAGCGUUAUCAGGAUGACAAGAACAUAUUGAAGCAAUACGCUGAUAGUGAUCAGGUGACUGAUAAUGGGAAGGUGUUGAGAACUCAGUCUGAGAUAGUCCCUCCAGUUUCCGACAGCCAUCAGCCUAUAGUGCGUCCUUUGAUUCGGUUACCAGACAAAAACAUUAUUCUGACUCGCAUCAAUCCUCAGAUUCGUGACACAAGUGUUCUUGUGAGGUUGAGGCCUGCAUGGGAGGAUCUGAGAAGCUACUUGACUGCUAGAGGUCGUAAGCGUUUUGAAGUGUAUGUCUGCACAAUGGCUGAAAGAGACUAUGCUUUAGAAAUGUGGAGGCUACUUGAUCCAGAGUCACAUUUAAUAAACUCAAAAGAACUUUUGGACCGCAUUGUGUGUGUCAAGUCUGGUCUAAGGAAGUCUUUGUUCAAUGUCUUCCAAGAUGGAACCUGCCAUCCUAAGAUGGCAUUGGUGAUUGAUGAUCGUUUGAAAGUUUGGGAUGAUAACGAUCAAUCUCGGGUGCACGUUGUUCCUGCAUUUGCUCCAUAUUAUGCUCCCCAAGCUGAAGCAAAUAAUGAAAUUCCAGUUUUAUGUGUGGCAAGAAAUGUUGCAUGCAAUGUUAGAGGCGGUUUUUUCAAAGAUUUUGAUGAGGGUCUUCUGCAAAAAAUACCCGAGAUUUCAUACGAAGACAAUAUUUCAGAUAUUCCGUCUCCUCCCGAUGUGAGCAAUUACUUGGUUUCAGAGGAUGACCCCUCAGCUUCAAGUGGAAACAGAGAUCCCCUUUCUUUUGAUGGUAUGGCAGAUGCUGAAGUUGAACGGCGACUGAAGGAAGUAGCUUCAACUUCUUCAGUCUUACCUCCAGCAGUUCCCACCCUGGUAUCAUCUCUUUUCACGAUGGCGUCUUCUUCACGAUCAAUUCCACUGCCAACUACACAGCCAUCUGUCAUGCCAUUUUCUAAUGCACAGUUUGCUCAGGCACCUUCGUUAGUUAAACCUUUAGGUCAGGUUGGCCCUGCAGAUCCAAGUUUCUCUGGUUCUCCUGCUAGAGAAGAAGGUGAGGUUCCAGAAUCCGAGCUAGAUCCUGAUACGAGAAGGAGACUACUUAUAUUGCAACAUGGGCAAGAUUCGAGAGACUUGCCACCUGUUGAGCCUCCAUUUCCAGGAAGACCUCAGGUACAAGUUGCAGCCCCACGUGUGCAAUCUCGUGGAAGUUGGGUUCCGGCAGAGGAAGAGAUGAGUCCUAGACAGCUGAACAGACCAAUACCUAGAGAAUUCCCGCCGGAGCCUGUGCCAAUGCAUCUUGAAAAACACCGACCUCAUCAUCCCUCAUUUUCCCCUAAGGUUGAUACUUUUAUUCCACCUGAUAGAAUGGUUCAUGACAAUCAAAGAAUGCCAAAAGAGGUACCUUACAGAGACGACAGGCCAAGGUUAGGCCACACCUUGUCCAGUUACCAUUCUUUCCAAGGUGAGGCUAUACCAUCGAGUCGUUCAUCUAGCAACAGGGACCUUGACUUUGAAAUGGAAAGACCUGUUUCAACAGCAGAAUCUCCCGUGAGAGUGUUGCAGGAUAUUGCAGUGAAGUGUGGUACCAAGGUGGAUUUCAGGCAUUCGUUGGUUGCUAGCAGGGAUCUACAGUUCUCCACUGAGGUUUGGUUUGCAGGAGAUAAAGUUGGUGAAGGUAUUGGCAGGACUAGAAGAGAAGCCCAACGUGUGGCAGCUUUUGUUUCUCUGAAGACUCUUGCUAGUAUGUAUACUUCACGUUCGAUGCCAGAUUCUGUAUCUUUGCAUGGAGAUGCAGGGAGAUACUCUGGUGUCAACGAAAAUGGUUUCUCUGCUAAUGUUGGUUCAUUUGGCGAUCAAUCAGCUCCAAAGGAUGAUAUUGUAUCGUUUCCUCCCCUGGAUCCGAGGUUUGAAGGUUCUAAGAGAUUCUCGGGUUCAGUUACUGCUCUCAAAGAUUUUUGCAUGAUGGAAGGCCUUGGGAUGAGAUUUCUCCCAGAGACUCCCACGUCAGUUAAUUCUGAUGAAGUCUAUGCACAGGUUGAAGUAGAUGGACAGCUUAUGGGGAAGGGCAUUGGAUCUACAUGGGAUGAAGCUAGAAUGCAGGCUGCUGACAAGGCUCUUGGAAGUCUAAGAACAAUGUUUGGUCAAUCAACACCGAAGCGUCAGGUCUCCCCUAGGUCCUUGCAAGGGAUGUCAAACAAACGUAUGAAGCCAGAUUUCCCACGAAUGGUGCAGCAGCGGAUGCCUGCUUCUGCUCGUUACCCAAAGAAUGCCCCUGCUGUCCCUUGAAGAACCUUAUUAUGAUUCCCGCUUUUUCCAGUUUUGAUCUAGAGAAGCAAGCAAGUGUUGAAAAAGAUCCUAAUCUACCAGUUGCAUAGUUGAGGGGCGUUUGGGUUGCCUUUUUCCAUUGAUGAAGGAUCUGAAUUCAACGGAAGCUUAUGGACUGUUUGCUCUUUGAGGCAGAUUGCAGUCUGUCUGUCUGUCUGAAGCUCUGUCCCGAACUCAACAGGUUCAGUUGCUUCUGCCUUGAUUGAAUGUUCUUCCUCCGCCACUAUCCGGCAGCAGCCUUUUUGCCCAAUCGUCGGUGUGAUCAAUGCCAGUUGCGAAUCGUGAUUGAGGAAUGCCAUCCAUCUGCAAAGCAGGCAGUGGCCGGAAGAAACAUAUUUGAUUUCGAAGAUGUUUAUGUAUAUUGAUAAACAUGAGCAGGGAAGCAGCAAUCGGGCAAAUCGCAGCCAAGCUCCAUUUCCAGACCACUGAUCCCAACCUCUUCGACGGUGUUCGUGUAAAGCCCUGUAGAUUAACCAUGGAAGCUGCAUGGAGUUGCUGCUUGCGGUGCAGUUCAGCUUUGAUCUCGAUCAUUGUGCAGUGGUGUCACUUUAAGGUUGUAACCGCGCGGCAGAUUGAAAUGUCCUCCAUGAACAUGUGGAGAGCUCUGUAGUAUACCAGAAUUGCUAGUCUUGUAAUGUAGGUGUAUUGUUAUCUGGCUUGAUUGCCCAGAAUUGGUUGUAGGGUAUCUUUUAGACGGGGAGAAUAUUAAUGGGCUGGAUCUUUGUAAUAGUUAUAAAGCCCAUAGUGACGAGCAGGCCCAUGAUCAUUGGCAAUACCCGCCCAUCGGAAAUGCGCAAGGGGUAUAAGUGUAAUUUGAUAUUUAGAUUAUGUUAGUGUCGUUGUAAAGAAGAGAGCCAGGAAAUGUUCUCUUUGCAGAAUUUUUCUGGAUUUAAUAUCAGUUUGUAAUGUAAAUUCGUUUCAUUUUAAUUUUAUUCUAAGAAUCGUUUUAAUUAUCUUAAGUUAAUUCUUCUCACUGAGAUCUGUUUUGGAAAUAAAACAAAGGACAACUGCCACUGAGUUGGGAACAAAUUUAGAAUGUGCCA
This is a messenger RNA of Linum trigynum, 5584 nucleotides long. The record is from the annotation of a GenBank genome assembly. NCBI's taxonomy places the organism in Eukaryota, Viridiplantae, Streptophyta, Magnoliopsida, Malpighiales, Linaceae.